Messenger RNA from Suhomyces tanzawaensis NRRL Y-17324, 1322 nucleotides. RefSeq names its product 3-keto-steroid reductase. Gene Ontology annotation, molecular function: 3-beta-hydroxysteroid 3-dehydrogenase (NADP+) activity. The transcript has a single exon. NCBI's taxonomy places the organism in Eukaryota, Fungi, Ascomycota, Pichiomycetes, Serinales, Debaryomycetaceae. Gene Ontology annotation, cellular component: endoplasmic reticulum membrane; mitochondrial outer membrane; lipid droplet. The record is from RefSeq and is a predicted model, not a curated record. Gene Ontology annotation, biological process: ergosterol biosynthetic process. The coding region runs from base 221 to 1273 and encodes 350 amino acids.
CGCGUGUCAGAUAAGUACACUCCAUUUCCCGGUUUUGAUGGGGAAGACUACCAGCCAGACAUUCAUACAUACACAGCGACCCACCAACAUACCCCAGGAUACCCCUACCCCUACCAACGUGCACUCGUGCCGCUACACUCGCUUACACCACUCGAUCCACAUCAAGCUGCAAAGCUCAAACCGUCUUGAUUGAUCUACAUUCUACAAACACAGCCAUACCAUGCUGCUGAGCACAGAUAUGUCUUGCUUCAGCACCCUACACGAAUCGAGAGUGGCCCUAGUGGUAGGUGCCAACUCUAGGUUGGGUUUGAAUAUCUGCUACAGGUUUCUACGUGAAAUACCCGAACACACAGACUUGACCCUCAUCGUCACCUCCCGCACAUUGAAGGGGACUCAGCAAGCCAUCGGUGCCAUCGAACGGUACGCUUUAAAGCAUCUCAAGCGAUCGGGAAAGCUCGAGUUUGACUACUUGGUGAUGGACUUCACCCAGAUGAAAUCGGUGGCCUCGGCCAGCCGUGACUUACACAAGAACUACAGAAGGGUCGACUAUAUGUUUGUCAACUCAUGCCAGACAGUAGAUACCGAAAUCAGCUUGUCAUCCCUUGCCUCACAAACACUCUCCAAUCCCACGGAGUCAGUGAAAUACCCAGCAUACAAAACUCAGACUGUAGGUGACAAGUCCCAGGAUGGAUUGGGACUAGUUUUCCAAGGAAAUGUCUUUGGACCCUACUACUUCGUGAAUACAAUUAAGUCGUUAUUGCAGGACGGUGGACGACUUGUAUGGAUUUCCUACGCUAUGUCUGAGCUUGAGUAUGUUUCUUUUGAUGAUCUACAACUUCUACACUCAUCAAUGCCUUUUGAGGGAUCUAAGAGGUUAAUUGAUUUAAUGCAUUUCGGAACAUACGAACCCUUGAGUAAAAUAGGCAUAGUUCAAUACUUGACGCAUCCCGGGGUUUUUGCUAAAUACUCUCUACUUUCCAAAAUGGGAAUUUUGGGCUAUUAUUAUAUUCUUCUAGUAUUCUACUUUGCAAGGGUAUUUGGUUCACCAUAUCACAUAGUCUCGGGAUAUUCUGCUGCAAAUGCGCCAGUACAUUGUGCAUUGAAUGGAGGUAGACCCGAUUCGAAAAUCGGAUCAUCCUGUGCCAGAUUUGGACUGGAAAUGAGGACAGAUGUCGAAGUGUACUCUGUUGGUUCAAGUGAAGUAGUUUCUUACCUUGACCUGCUUUGCAACGAAUGGGAUGCAAAGUUGGAGAAAGAAUUAAAGAAUAAAUGACUGUAUGUAUCGUGUAUUAAAGAAUAAUUAAUGACAUAAUUCGUUAUCA